This is a messenger RNA of Etheostoma spectabile (orangethroat darter), 4379 nucleotides long. RefSeq names its product transmembrane protein 151B. The record is from RefSeq and is a predicted model, not a curated record. Bases 441 to 2366 code for a protein of 641 amino acids. Lineage: Eukaryota; Metazoa; Chordata; Actinopteri; Perciformes; Percidae. The transcript has 6 exons.
UGUGAAAUCCUUGGCCCCGGUUGGCUCUCCUGCGCUGUCGGUGACGCGCGCACACGUGCACAUACGCACACUCGUAGCAGAGCAUCAUAGAGGGAGAAGUAGCGGCAGCGAAACGGUUUGGAGGGGAGGGCGACGGGCUUCGACUUUGGAUGCUUAGUCACAUCUUGCCUUGCCCAGAGAGGCGAGGGAUGGAGCGGGUAGAAGGGAAACACUGAGCGGGUCAACGGGAGACGACACGGAAGAAAGCACGGGGUGUUAAAUCUGGAGUAGACGAUGCUUUUUUGCCGCAGGCCCCGCCAUCGUGAAAUCGGAUACCGACUUGCGGCGGAUGGGGUGACCGAGCUCGCUGCCCCGCCGGGGAGGUCCCUUCCUUCGGACGUUGCCGGGGUGGGAGCCGCCUGUGCCCGGUUCUAAGGAAGGAAGGAUUGGCAAGAGGGAAAAUGCAGACGGAGGAGGAGACGGCCACCGCAGAAGAGCCCAUUUUGGACGAAGGGUCAGGACGAGACCAGCAAAGGCCGAUCCAACAGUCUCUGGGCUCCUCCCUGUGUCGGGAGUCCCAUUGGAAGUGCCUCCUCCUGACCCUCCUCAUGUACGGCUGCUUCGCCACACUCGCCUGGUGCGCUCUCUGUCGCGUCUCCGUUCUCAGCUCGGCCAUACCUCGCGGCGCCGACGGCGACGCCACCUCGGCGGCCUACUACAAUGACAUCUUGCACCUGGAGAGUCCGUGCUCUAGCGGCUACGUCUACAUCCCGCUGGCCUUCCUGGCAAUGCUGUAUGUGGUUUACUUGGUGGAGUGCUGGCACUGCUUCUCCAAGACGGCAAUGCUGGCUCAUGCUGAAUUCCAGGAAGUGUACGAGCGUGUGCAGAGACUUCAGCAGGCCACACCCUGCAUUUGGUGGAAGGCCAUCAGCUACCACUACGUGAGGAGGACCAGGCAGGUGACAAGAUACCGCAACGGGGAUGCGUACACCACCACACAGGUCUACCAUGAGCGGGUCAACACUCAUGCCUCCAGUUCAGAGUUUGACUACGCCCGCUAUGGGGUCAAAGACGUGUCGAAGGAGCUGCUGGACCUGCAGCUGCACCCUGCCGUCCGCCUCCGUUUCACCAAGUGUUUCAGCUUCUCCAGUGCACGUGCUGAAGCAGCCUACCUCACCCAGCGAGCACGCUUCUUCGGAGAGAACGAGGGGCUUGACGACUACAUGGAGGCCAGAGAGGGGAUGCACCUGAAGAACGUAGAUUUCCGUGAACACAUCCUGGCGUUCCCAGAUCCUGCCCACCAGCCCUGGUUUUCUCGGCACCGGGUCUUCUGGCUGGCUUCUGCUUUCCUCCUGUCAUGGCCGCUGCGGGUUGUGUCGGAAUAUCGCACAGCGUACGUCCACUACCAUGUGGAGAAGCUGUUUGGGGAGGACGAGGACGGCGGCGGAGGGGGAGUUGGCGGAGGAGGACGAGGGGACGGGGUUGAAGGAGGGACAGAGAAUGGGAUCCACCCUGGUCUAAAUGGGAGUUACAGAGCCAUCUCUCGCGUCAACACGGUGGACAUGACAGAACUGGAGUGGCACAUUCGCUGUAACCAACAGAUGGUCCCGAGCUACUCAGAGGCCCUCCUUAUGGACUUGGACAUGAGCGUGGGGACUAACCCCACCGCGUCUACGCCCAUCUCUGGGCCUACGAGCUCCACCCCCAGCCAGGGUACCAACCCGCCUCCUCUAGCUCUGCCUGUUGUCUUCAACUCGGCUUACCUCCUCCAGAGUUGCCCCCGAUGCCGGAGGACCACGUCCAGUUCCAGUCUUCCCUCCAGGCUAAGGGCCCCCAUGGGAACCACAGCCCUCCUGAACGCUACCGUGGCGGGGAUCAGGGCAGCGGGGCAGGGGGGUGGGGGUAUAGGAGGAAGGCUGGUGCUCAGUCGGAGCGGGUUCUCUCUGGGGAGACUGGGGGGAGUGCGCCAGAACAGCCUGUUUCACUCGAGAAGCAUGGGAGGUGGGCUGGGAGGAAGUAGGGAAGAUGGGGGAGGAAGUGGAGGAGGGGGAGGUAGCGGAGGAGGAGGUGGAGGAUUCCUUGGACUAGGUUCAAGACAGGACAACGAGGAGACCAGAGGAGUGCUAGAAGGAGAAGGGGAGGAGGAGGAGGAGGAAGAGGAGCAGCAGCAGGAGGAGGUGACGAGGAGGGAACAGGGAAGAGAGGAGAGACAAAGAGGAGACAGAGAGAGGGACGAAGAAGCAGAGCAAGACAGUGGAGGGUUAGGCGAGGUGAGGGAGGGAGAAGGGGGAGGGAGGGAACGUCCGCCGUCAUACCAGGACGCAUUCUUCUUCCCCGUCCUCAUCAUACACGGAGAGGAGAGCUGCCAUGCAGGAGACGACAUGUGACAAAGGAGAAGGUCUGGGCAGAGGCCGGGGCAGACGGAGGCCUGAACAGUUCUAUACCAACCACAGAAAGACCAGAGGACUCAGUCACAGCAAAGCAGUUUGGUGACCGACAGAAGUACCGAGGAAGGGGGGGGGGAGGGGUAGCCGUGGUGAUGGAAAGACGUGGAGUCAAAAGGGAAAGAGGAGAGGAGUGCAUUCUGUACAAAGCCAGGAACCCACUGGUUCAGAAGGAGAUGAGGGCUGAUAGAGAGACAAUAACCUGGAGACCAUGAUACACAGAGCUUGCGAGAGAGGGGGGGACCAAUCCAGGAACAGAGAGACUGAAAACAUGGGAAUGACUAUUUCCAGAUAUAUCUAUGCAAGGACAAGAGUGGGAGAAGGAGAAGUGUAAAGAUAGCAGAUUGGAGAGCGGUGGAGGGACUCCAAACCAGCUGAGUGGUAGUGGGGUUUUCAAAACGACCAGAAGUGGAGGGUUUUUCAAAAUAGUAUUUUGAAGUAUUUUGAAAUCUAAAAUGCCUAAACUAAAAGAUGUGGCUCAUUAAAAAAGAUGAAAAGCGGGAAGAGCAACUUCUAAAUAUUUCAGACGAGGGAAGGAACUAACGAGAUCACAAAGGAUUACAAGAUGCGAUGUAGAGAAGUAAAGGGAGGGAAACGAUGGCACACGUUUGCAAUGUGGAAAAAUGGAAAUGGAGGAGAGGAUAUGUGUCAGAGCACAGCAUGGAAACAAUAACUAGAAACACAAAACUGACCAUGACAGACCAGAUUUCCCUAAAUCCGGUUCUCCACUUGACAGAGAAUUCACAUAGGUUCUUUAAAAGAAAUCAAAACAGACUUAUCAAAAAGAUCAACUCAAUAAGAGGAGAAAUCCAAAGAAGAUACAGGAUUUUAUCACAGAGACAAAACACCAAAACACCGUACAUAAAUAAAAUAUUCAAAUAGUUCCCCAAGUCACUUUUUCAAACCGGGGUCUUUCUUAGAUCUUUUAAAAUGUACUACACACACACUUAGGAUUGGGCGUCGAGGAUCAGUUCCAACUUGAAAUCGUUUUUUUUUUUUGUUGAUUAUUUGCUCAAUGUGGUUUUAAAUACAAAAUGAAAUGUUCCUCUUAUCUGUGAAGCAUGUGACCCGUUUCAACUCCGCCCCUCAAAGCAUCAGGAUCAAUGAGGGCUGGAAUCAAAAAGAAGAAUCCGCAUUGGGAUCAGAUGUUGGAAUUAAAACCACGCCCAGCCCUACACACAGGGGCGCCCGGUGAGCUCAGGCGGCAGAGCAGGCGCCCAUAGAGGGUUACUCCUGGACGCAGCGGGCCCGGAUUCGACUCCGACCUGCGGCCCUUUGCUGCAUGUCAAUCCCGUUCUCUCCCCCCUUUCAUUUCUUCAGCUGUUCUGUAAGUAAAUGCCCAAAAAAUCAUCUUUAAAAGAAAAUACCCUCCACACGCUGCAUCUGGCCAGCAACCGUAACAGAAUUAUAAACAUCGAUUUCCUCCCUCCUCUUCAUGCUCUCUUACUACUCCCUUCACAUUAGCGUACACACCACUCUAUCCAUUACCGUUAUGAGCUGAGAGAAAAAGCUCCAUGAGAGGAACCAUCGCUUCUUCUACCUCUCCUCUCCUUUCAUGCUCCUCCCGCCAGUUUGUCACCUCUUCUGUUCUCCUUCCCCCAUCCUCCCCCCUCCCUGCAGAGGCGUUAUUCUCAGCGAAAUGUGACUCAAUUAAAUAUUAUUUAAAGAGCGCCAAGUCACACCAACUGUUAUCUCACAGCGCUUUUCAUAAAAGAGCAGGUCUGAACCGGACUCUGGGACCUGACUCUUGCUUUUUAAAAACACGGCUAGUAAGUAGACCUGUCACAAUUAUUACAUAAUUGUCUAAUUGUCAAUAUUUGUACGUAAUCGAGCAGUCUUUGUUCAACCGUAAUAUAUUGCUAACAUUAGCUAAGGUCUUACGGGCUACGCCUGUUGAUGGAAAUUGUUGAUUUUGUUUAGAUAUGCCAAAUUGUAAUUAUAUAACUAGUUAUUGGU